Sitodiplosis mosellana (orange wheat blossom midge) is the source of this 933-nucleotide messenger RNA. RefSeq lists its product as uncharacterized. The transcript is spliced from 6 exons. Bases 253 to 849 code for a protein of 198 amino acids. NCBI's taxonomy places the organism in Eukaryota, Metazoa, Arthropoda, Insecta, Diptera, Cecidomyiidae. The record is from RefSeq and is a predicted model, not a curated record.
UUUUUGCUGUGCACUGUGGUAAACUCACUUUUCGUACCGAUUAUUUAAAUUCGAUUCUUAUAAGUAUUGAAAUAUAUCGUUCAAAAAUUGGCUUAAAGUGCUAUUUUUCUCGUGAGGAUCUGAAUUUUUGUGUUAUUCAAUUGCUUUUGUUUGCGUCCAUUUGAUUGGAAAAGUAUUGAAAAAUUGGCGAUUCAAAGACACAUUUUUGCACCGAACAUCGCAAGGAAAAGAAUUGUUUAAAUAUUGUUCAACAUGAACAUGUUACUUGUGAUCACAUUGUUUAUUGCUGCUUUCACUUUACAAGAAGUAGAAGGAAAUCCGACCAUUUCUACGGAAAGAAAGUUAGCUGAAGAAGUUAUUGUGGAAUCAAGUUUAACUGUUAAUCCACAACCUCCAAUCGAGUCCCGCAAUAUUCGCGAUUUGCUCUAUUACCUUGUAUCAGACUCGCCAUUGGUCAGAGCUAAGCGUCAAUUUGGUGGACCUGGAUUUGGUGGACCUGGAUUCCAACAACCGAACUACGGCAGCUCUCAAUCAACCGCUCAAUCAAAUUCGCAUAGUCAAGGUUUUGGACCCGCUGGUUUUGGGAAUGCUAACGCUUUAGCUGGUGCACAAGCCUUUCAAACCCAUGGUCCUAGUGGUUCCUUCGGAGCAACAUCAUCUAAUGCACACACAGAUACGUCGAACUCAUCACCAUUCGGUGGAUUUUCAGGAAGCAACACGAAUUCGGGUGGGCAGACGUAUAAUUUGCCGAAUGGGCAAACGUUGAACAUCGCUUACAACAACGGAUUCAGUAAUACUAAUGGAAAUCCAGCACGCAGCCAAGGAAGCUCAGUGUCUUUCAGUGGUUGAAAGAAAAAACGAUUGAUUAAACUACCAAAAUACUCAAAUUGAAAUUUGUAACAAAAAAGAGGCUAGCCGAACAAAUAAAUUUUC